GACGGCUGGCAGUGGCUUGGUGCUUACGAGUUUGGAGUGUGUGGAGGCUGGUGUAAGAAAAGGACGAAUUUGGCGGCGGCGAGAGGAUGAGGAGGAGAUAGACGGUGAGACCGGUUGAGGAUAAAAUUGUCUUUUCACUAUUGAAGAAUAUAAACUGACCUGGAACCAGCAAUCUCCUCUUUCUCGCGCAUAAGCUCUCUCCCUCUCCUCUUUCAUGAAUUCACACUAAAAAUUGGUAUCCUCCCUUUCUCAUCUUUACCUACUGUUGGAAUCUCUUUCUUCUAAUAUCAUAAUCAUCAUCAUCAUCAGUUUUGAUUGAACCGGAGUAUACGCUAGGAUGCUUUCCUUCUCCUGCUGUUUCUGAAGUCGAUCCGUCUGCUGCUUGGGGUUUACCUGAUGACUUUCCUUCUCUUUGGGUUUACUGCAAGUUUUGAUAUAUGGGUCUUGCUUAAUCGUUCGUGAGAUUGAGGUUGCAGUUGUAUCAAAUCCAUCCCAGAUUGAAAUUACUUCUUAUCUUACUCUAUUCCUCUCGGAAAUUUUGGAUUUUGCCUGCUCUUUUUCCUGCAAAAUUGAUCAUAUAGGUGAGCAGAUGAUAGAGUGGAUCAAUAAGCGGAUUUAAGAUAGAUGUUCCACGAAUUUUCUGCCGAUCCUCGCUGAUCCGCUAGAGCUGCGGAUGGAGAAGGGAGGAUGGAUUAGGGCAACUAUCCACAAGCCAGAUUAGUGGAAAGCAAAUCUUUGAAAAUUAUUAAUAAUUAUUUCGAUAUAUAUGGGCUGAGUUGGGAGUUUCAUGGGAGUUGUAGAGGAUAGUGAGCCACCCUUGAAACGAGUGAAAGGGCUUGUAGGAGAGUCAAACAGCUUCUCAGAAAAUUCUUCUCUUAUAGAAUCUGCAAAUUGCUCUUUGGGAGACUUGAUGGCUAGGCCUUUGACCUCCCAAGGGGAUGAAGAAACAAUUGGUUCGAAAGGUGUAAUUAAAAAAUCAGAAUUCAUCAAGAUUAUAACUAGGGCGCUGUACUCACUUGGUUAUGAUAAAAGUGGGGCUCUUCUGGAGGAAGAAUCAGGGAUACCGUUGCAUUCAUCAGUGGUUACUUUGUUUAUGCAGCUAGUGAUGGAUGGAAAAUGGGAUGAAAGUGUUGCUACAUUGCACAUGAUUGAUCUUUCUGAUGAAACAAUUGUGAAAUCCGCGUCUUUCUUAUUACUAGAGCAGAAGUUCUUUGAGCUUCUGAAAAUGGAAAAGCUGACUGCUGCUUUAGAUACUUUAAGAAAUGAGAUUGUGCCUCUUCAUGUCAAUAUGAAACGUGUUCAUGAGCUUGCAUCCUGCCUUAUCUCACCUUCACUGUGUUUAAUGCUUGCAAGUUCUGGUCAAGAUACUGAGGGUGCAAAGUCAAGGUCAAAAAUUCUUGACAAACUGCAAAAAUUGCUUCCUGCUUCAGUCAUGAUUCCUGAAAAAAGGUUAGAACAUUUAGUUGAAAAGGCUCUUGAUGUGCAACGAGAUGCUUGUGUGUUUCACAACACUUUGGAUAGUGAUCUCUCCUUGUACUCUGACCAUCAAUGUGGAAGAAACCAGAUUCCUUCUAAGACUGUACAGAUAUUGCAAGCGCAUAGCGAUGAAGUUUGGUUUUUGCAAUUCUCCCAUAAUGGAAAAUAUCUGGCAUCUUCGUCAAAGGAUCAAUCUGCCAUUAUAUGGGAGGUAAAUUUUUCUUAGCCAUUUUUGUUUAAAAUUUUUAGCCUUGCCUUACCAUGUCUGUUCACCUCUGUUAAACGUUAAAUGCCAAAAAGAUUUAAUGAUGUUCUAUAAAAUCCUUUAAUGUUCUCUGAUAUCUUUUUAUGUAUUGAAGCUAGAUAAUUAAAUGAAAUGGUCCUUUGGUAGCUAAAUUGAUUUAGAAGAUCCUUUAAGUUACGUAGUAAUAGAUACUUGAACAAACUUUAUAUUGUGGAAUCGUAUUUGAGUAUUUGACAAUGGAUUUUUUUACCUUGCCAUAAAAGAUAAUGCUUCUUUAGCAACCUUACAUUUGUCUAAUCAAAUCCAAUUGACUUCUCAUAUGUUCUUGUGAAGGAUCCUCCCUUCACUAAUGAGGAAAUCCUGGUGGAAUUCGUGUGAAAUUGAACAUAAUUUUAUAAUGAAACAGCUUUUGGUAAGAGAUAAAAAAACAUGAUGAACAUGGUUCGAUUGAAUAGUUAACCAAGUUCCUUUUUUUUUGGAAGAAAACAUCAACUUCAAUUGUUCAGCAAUUGAUUGUGUUUCACCUUCAGUUUAGGAAAGACAAUUAAAUCAAUUCCUAGCAUUGCGAAUAGGAUCAACUAAAUCAUAAACACAAAGAAACUCAAGACAUAUAUGGGGACUGUUUAGUGGCAUUAGACUAAAAAGUUUUUACUUUCUGUAUUUAUUUUCUUACAAGGUAUUUUUAGUGUUGAGGUUCCUAAGCAAUGGUUUUUAGCUCAUGUUAUUCUCUCUCUAAAAUUCUCUCUACUCUCUGAAUUUUCUUUCUCAAAGCAAUAACUUUUUCCCUAUUAUUUCCUUUUCUAUCCUAUUUACACUUAGUCAACAUAACUGCGUGGAUUCUUUCGCCAUGGUCGACCGGUCCUCUUAGUCCGGGGUGAAAAUUAGCCCUAGUGAGAUCUAGUGUUUGUCAUUUAGUUCGUUAAGGGGUUGGUUUUCGCUAGCUAGAAUGGUUGUUGGAAAAUGUAGGUUUUUGAAGAUAGGAGGCAAGUCGUUUGAUGUGGUGGCAGAAGGGCAGGGUUUAAGGAUUUUCGAGAAUGGUAGGGGCUUUCAAAAAUCAAUCUUCUAUAGCAAAGACGAGGUAGAGUGGGGCUGAGGGAAUGCUUUAGACAAUUCCAUUGGGAGAAAGGGGGAGAAUCAUGAAGCAGGAAUCGAGGCAGUAAAGAUCACAUCAUGUGGAGGGCGUUGAGCGGAAAUGGAAAAGGUAUUUUCAUUGUUCUUUCUCGUAUGAUGAGGAGACAAAAGGGCAAAUGUACCCGUAUUUUCAUCCUGGAGGGUGAAAUAGGAAAUGGAUGGUGGCAGAUGAUGGGGGCAAUAUACAAGGUAAACGAUGUCGAACUAGUAGCACCGAACUGAGUGAAAAAGAAGGAUAAAAAGAUCAUUCCACCCAACUUCCCAGCCAUUAUUGCUAGUCAAAACGCUUUGUUUAUUGAAAACAGAUGCCCAUGUUGUAACACGGAGUUGGUGGUUUGUCUGGGUAGAAAGAAAAGUGAGUCUUUCAUGAAAAUCCUUCAAACUGAUCCCCAAACCCUAAACCGGGUGAAGACAAAAACACCCAAACCGGCUCCUCAACCCAGCCAUUUCAAAUUUCAAAGUGCCCAAUUGCUCCAAAUCAAGGCGGGAGAGACCCAAAACAAUCUGGGCAGAAAUGACACUCUUUCAAGUCAUUCUACACUAAAAGGAAAGCCAAGUGUGGGCUCUUUGUUGAGGGAAAGGAAAAUCGCAAAUAUUGGGCCAAAGUCAGGUUGCAAGUUCACUUGGGCUGAAAGGGGUAAAUGGGCGAUUGAUGCGGAUUAGGCUGGCCCAUCCAACAGGCCCUAUUUAAAUGGUUGACUGAGACGGGUUGUAGCCAAUCCAUUCAAGCUGGUGGAAUAGUUAAAAGGAAAAAUGGAAGAAUUCACAAGGUUCGUGCCCAAAAAGAGAAAAUCCUGGCUGAGAAAGAACCUUUGGGAAAUCUACAGCAUCCAGGCGGAGAGAAAGAUUUGUUGGAAACGAUUAUUAGUUCGGCCAGUCGACGAAGAAGCAAACUUGACAAUUGCUUGUUCGAGCGAGUUGGAGAUGAUGGGUUUCGUGAGAAGGGAAGAAGUGUAUGAGGAAGAAAUUCCGUCUAACUUGAUGAUAAGUGAUGUAGCUCGUGAAUUGGGGGGAAGUAAUGAUUAUUGCUAUUCGAGCUCUUUCUUCUUCGAAGAUGAACAACUUCAUCAGAUGCAGUUAGUUGAUGUCCUGACAGAGAGGCCUUACAUGAACAGUGAAAGGGACAGAGAGAAUAAUCUUCUCCAAGUGACUCUUGAAGUUAGAGAGGCCUCCAACACAAGGGAAAAGAAGUUUGCUGCUGAUGUGAUGCUUUCGGAUGAUAGUUCUACUUGGGUUCUUGAGAAUGUCCAGAGAUUAAAUGUAAUAGUUGGUGUGGUUUUAAGGGUCUUGAAAAUAGAGCUAUGGAGCUUUUCAGAGAUAUUGAGAGAAGUUGUAUAGAAAAAGAAAGAACUAAGGCAGGGAAAAACAAGGGGAA
Molecule: messenger RNA, 4226 nt
Organism: Carica papaya (papaya)
Lineage: Eukaryota; Viridiplantae; Streptophyta; Magnoliopsida; Brassicales; Caricaceae
Source: RefSeq, a predicted model, not a curated record